GAAAAUAUCACUAUUUUAUAGACUUAGCUAUAUUAUCGCAUCUCUACUACGGUAGAGACGGAGCUUCUUUCUGUUCAUCUCAUCCCAAUUUUCAUCAGAAAGAUAUGGCCGCCCAGGUUUCUAACAAGCUAUCAUCUGGUCACUAAAAACGUCACGCCCCAUUUCACCUGCAAUUUCCCCAGACUAGAAGCUCUCCCCGAAGCCACUCUACCAUAGAGUGGGAAACGUACAUCCACGAGAAUUUUGUUAUUCUUCAAAUCAAUUCCAUAUCAUUAAACAGCCGCCAUGCUGCGGAUACGUUACCCAUUUGCUGCCUCAUUUGCUCUCCUCUGUCUCCUAUCCGCUUACAUCGGCCUCCUUCCACGCAGCAACAAUGCAUCUCCAGGCGGAAAUGGCAAGAAUAAAUUACCUGUCUCCACCAUACCUUCUCUCCAACCCAACGACAAAGUCCUCCACCUAGUGACCUUCUUCUUGCUCUCCCUCACCUUUUACUGGGUCCUAGACACCACGCGCAGACGCACCCUCCACCUAACCAUCAUCGUCUGUACAAUGUGUCUUGGAAUCGGCUCGGAGCUCGUUCAAGCACUCCUCCCCAACGGCCGUUCCUUCGACCCCUUCGAUGUCCUCUCAAAUAUCGUCGGCAGCUUAUGUGCUGUCAGCCUAUGUACAUGGUAUCACAAACGGAUGUUGGAACGGCGGCGCAAGGCUCGAUUUGGCAAUGUGUUGAACGGGGCAGGCGAAGAUGUUGAGCUGGGAGGCGUUCAUUCGGAGAACGGGGAUCAUGGAGGGCUUGGUCCGCAAGAAACGGGUGUCACGAUGGGACCACUGUCACUGGAGCAAGAGGUGGACAAUUGGGAUGAGAAUGCGGUGGAUAAUUGGGAGGAAGGGGCUGACGACAUGCAGACGACGAAAACAGGUGCGGAAGAUGAUGGACAACGAACUCCCCCGAAUAGUUCGGGAAAUGACGGUGUUGAGGAUGCGCGGAAGAUACUGCCUGCUUGAUCGGUUGAUUGUUUCAAUUCCGAUUUCGUGAUUUAUUCGGUUGGCGGAUAGAUUUGAUUUGACUGGAUGAGAACUUUUUUUUUUUUUUUAUCUUUCAUACACAACAAAGAAGGAAAGCGAAAAUCGACGGACGGAAAGUCUGACAAUAUCCUGCGACGGGAAGGGAGUUACAUAUCGUGGCCUUUUUUCGUUUGUUUAUUUCUGUUUUAUCUAUGCUUUUUUCCCACGCUUACGAUCACUUUACUAUUUCUGCCCAUCUAGCCCUUCACUCGGAACACUUACUUUAGCAUCCGGUUUGUAUAAUUGGUGAUAUUACGCUUAUGACCAAUGAUUGUAUUAUUCUUAUCGUUCCC
Histoplasma capsulatum G186AR is the source of this 1355-nucleotide messenger RNA. RefSeq lists its product as uncharacterized. Bases 286 to 1002 code for a protein of 238 amino acids. The transcript is spliced from 2 exons. The record is from RefSeq and is a predicted model, not a curated record. NCBI's taxonomy places the organism in Eukaryota, Fungi, Ascomycota, Eurotiomycetes, Onygenales, Ajellomycetaceae.